Molecule: messenger RNA, 1407 nt
Organism: Ectocarpus siliculosus
Lineage: Eukaryota; Phaeophyceae; Ectocarpales; Ectocarpaceae
Source: the annotation of a GenBank genome assembly
AUGGUGAUGCCCGGGGGCGGGCGGGGCGGGGGGGGGCGCGGCGGAAGGGGAAGAGGGAGGGGGAGAGGAAGCCCCCCCGAUGCGUUCGCGCUAGGCGGAGAGGAGCGGCUUCAGAAAUUCUUGAGUCACGCGGGCUUGGACUCACGGCGGCAAUGCGAGCAGAUGAUCUUGGAUGGGCGAGUGAGGGUAAAUGGGAAGAUGGUCAAGGAGCUCGGGGUUAAGGUGAACCCCCGAAGGGACCAGGUGCACGUGGACGGCAAUCGCGUGUCCAUGCGCCCCGACUCCGAGAUCAAGUGGGUCGCGCUCAACAAGCCCAAGGGUGUCAUCUGCACCGUGUCGGACGAGCUCGGGAGGCCCACCGCGGUCGCCUCCAUCCCCCGGGGCUUGGAGAUGAGGCUGGUGCCGGUGGGCCGGCUCGAUCGAGAUAGCUGCGGCCUCCUGCUGCUGACCAACGAGAACUCUUGGAUCAACCCGCUGACGCACCCCUCGUACGGACACGAGAAGACCUAUCGCGUUGCCCUCACGUCCGGAUACCCUACCACUGAGGAGUGGGAUGUUCUAACCCAGGGCAUGCUUCUGGACGGUGAUCCGAAUCCCACUCGGCCGUGCAUAGUGGAGGUGGUGAACUACGAUCGCCGGACGAGGGUGACGACCGUGGACAUCAUCAUCCGAGAGGGCAAGAACAGGCAGAUCCGCCGCAUGUUCGAGGGCAUUGGACACGAGGUCAAGUCCAUCACGCGCGUGUCUCACGGCCCGAUCAGGCUCAAGAACUUGAGACCGGGGGAGUGGCGAGAACUCGAACAGUGGGAGAUCGAGAAGCUGAAGAACUUGACGACCAAGACACUCAAGAGCCCCGCGAAGCAGCUGGCCCCUACCCCUACAAGGGCGGAGGGUCGACAUCGGCAGGCCGCGGCGGCGGGAAGAAUGUCGUCGCGGAUGACGUCACAGCAGCAGUACCACGGCUCGGAGUACCGCAGAGACGCGUUGGACGAGGAGGAGGACGAGUGGAAUCAGGUGGGAGCGUGGGAUAGAAGCGGGGUCCGAAAGGCGGUCGCGCCGUCCGCUCGGGCGGGGGCUCCGGCAACGACGGCGUCAGCAAGGGGGGGGGGUACCCCGCCGCAAGGAGAACCCGCCUUCUUUGACGACGACGAUCACGAGUGGCAGACGGCCUCCUGGGCACGAAAGGACGAGAAGGAGCCGACUCGGCAAGGCACGGGGAAGGGCAGCAGGUCGAGUAGCGGGAAGCGCAAGGCGAGGGUGAACGAGGGGGACCGCAUACUGGAGAGGAUCAAGAAGGGGGACGUGAAGCUGGAGGCUCCCGCGUGGGAGGGCGGCGGGAGGGUGGACAGGGACAACAGGUCGAACGCGUCGAGGAAGAAGGGCUGGCCCUCCUCGCGGAAUCGUUGA